Molecule: messenger RNA, 1368 nt
Organism: Fusarium pseudograminearum CS3096
Lineage: Eukaryota; Fungi; Ascomycota; Sordariomycetes; Hypocreales; Nectriaceae
Exons: 1
Coding region: 1-1368 (455 amino acids)
Biological process (GO): guanine catabolic process
Cellular component (GO): cytosol
Molecular function (GO): guanine deaminase activity; zinc ion binding
Source: RefSeq, a predicted model, not a curated record
AUGGCGUCGGUCAAAGUCUUCCGUGGCGCAGCCAUCCACUCGAUCAACCUCGACACCCUAGAGCUUAUCAAAGACGCUACACUCGUCGUAACCGACGGCCGCAUCACAGGCUUUUGGAAGGCAGCUGAGGAUGUCCCCAAGGAUGCUUUCCCACCAAGUGCUGAGAUCCACAACCUGAUUCAUGGAGAAUUUUUGAUCCCUGGCUUCGUUGACACUCACAACCAUGCUCCUCAAUGGCCGAUGCGGGGUCUGGGCCAAGGCCUUCACAUUCUAGACUGGCUCAACGAUAUCACGUUUCCCGUCGAGGCGCGUUUUUCUGAUCCCGAAUAUGCGAAAAGAAUGUAUGUGGAUACUGUUCAGGACUUUCUACGCCAGGGAAUCACGACUGCUUCUUACUAUGGCUCACGACAUGCUGAGGCGACUCUUAUUCUGGCUGAUAUAUGUCAUGCCAAGGGUCAACGUGCUUUUGUUGGAAAGUGCAACAUGGACAGGAACGCACCAGACUACAUUUGCGAGGAAAGUGCGGCUGUUUCUCUCCAAGAGACCAAGGAGUGCAUUGCCCAUAUCCGGGGCCUGAAGUCUGACGAUGAUACCCGAGACGGGUUAGUGAAGCCAGUUGUCACACCAAGAUUCGCCAUAUGUUGCACAGAUGACCUCCUCCGUGGUCUCGGGGAUAUGGUGCAGGCAGACGACACUUUGACUAUGCAAACACACUUCAACGAAGCUCAACAAGAGAUUGAUGCUACUACCGAGUUAUUCCCUCAAUUUAAAGGAAGCGAAGCUGACUUGUACGAGAGCUACGGUCUUCUCAACAAGCGUAGCAUCCUCGCUCAUUGCACUAUCGUGAGCGACUACGAAAAAGAACGACUAGAGGCACUCAAAUGUGGUAUCGCACAUUGCCCAAUUGCCAACAUGACCGUCGGCGGUGGUUUCAUGGUCGCUCCCAUCAGAGACUUUCUACGUUGCGACAUAAAAGUAGGCUUGGGCACAGAUAGUGGUGGCGGUUGGGCAUCCUCGAUGUUGGCAGUCAUUCGACAAGCCAUGAUAGCAUCGAAUGCGAGAGAGGUGUUAUCAGAGGGCAAAGACAGGGCUCUUUCGCUUGAAGAGGUCUUCUAUCUGUCGACUCUCGGCGGUGCAAGGGUUUUGUGUCUUGAAGAUCAGAUUGGAAAUUUCGAAGUUGGCAAAGAUUUCGAUGCUACAUGGGUGAGCACUACCAAGGGCUUACAGUCAGCCAUGACUCCAAAGGAACCGGGGGACUCACUGAGACACUUGUUUGAGAAGUUUGUCAUGACUGGAGAUGACAGAAAUAUCGCUCACGUCUUUGUCAGAGGUCGCCGAGUGGCAGGUUGUUGGGAGGAACUAUCCUAA